This is a messenger RNA of Schizosaccharomyces osmophilus, 1386 nucleotides long. It is a transcript of the gene afg1, whose product is annotated as AFG1 family mitochondrial ATPase/chaperone Afg1. The transcript has a single exon. Gene Ontology annotation, biological process: protein quality control for misfolded or incompletely synthesized proteins. The record is from RefSeq and is a predicted model, not a curated record. NCBI's taxonomy places the organism in Eukaryota, Fungi, Ascomycota, Schizosaccharomycetes, Schizosaccharomycetales, Schizosaccharomycetaceae. The coding region runs from base 1 to 1386 and encodes 461 amino acids. Gene Ontology annotation, molecular function: ATP binding; ATP hydrolysis activity. Gene Ontology annotation, cellular component: cytoplasm; mitochondrion.
AUGGUUUUUCUCCGGCCUUCUUUUUUCUUCAAAAUUCAGCGCGGCAUGUUCAUGUCGAUACCGCGACAGCAUACAGUUGUUCGUCAUUUGUCCUCUAAAAGUCCAAAAGAAGCUUAUGAGCUCAAAGUUAAAGAAGGAAAGUGGAGGCCUGAUCCACACCAAGAAAAGGCGGUUUUCGCUGUCAAUCGUUUGUAUCAUGACUUACAAUCGUACAAUCAACCCCCCGUACCCAAAGAAAGUUUCUAUUUGCCCUCCCGAGGCAAUGAAGGAUCUACGUGGCUUUCCAGAUUUCGCUCUACGCUAAGCAAGUGUGCUUCCAGCUUUAAACCAUCAUCUUUCAUAGCUCCCCAAAUACCUAGAGGCAUCUAUCUAUAUGGUGAUGUUGGAUGCGGGAAGACUGCGUUAAUGGACUUGUUUUAUACUAAUUUACCUUCCAAUGUUACUCGUUCAAAGCGCAUCCACUUUCAUGCUUUCAUGCUCCAUAUCCAUCAGUCGGCACACCAGUUGAAACAAGUGUACGGCUAUGGCGUCGAUACCAUCGAGUAUCUCAGUGCUCAGCUUGCAAGCAAAUGUACAGUUUUAUGCUUUGAUGAGCUUCAGGUAACAGAUGUAGCGGGUGCUCUCAUCCUUCGAAGAUUGUUUGAAUGCUUACAAAAGUAUGGUGUCGUUAUCUUCAUAACAUCAAACCGAGCUCCAGAUGACUUGUACAAAAAUGGAAUCCAAAGGGAGAGCUUCAUUCCUUGUAUCCAUCUACUGAAUGAAAGUUUAAACGUAAUGUGCCUAGAUAGUCCCAACGAUUAUCGACGUCUCCAAACUCAAACCGAUGAUGUUUAUCUGUAUCCAGCUAAAGAUACAAAAGUCAGACAGAAAGUGCAAAAUUUUUUUGAAAGAUAUGGUGACCUUCAUGCAGAUCCCACUCACGAGGUACAAUUAGAGGUUUUUGGAAGAACAAUUCUUGUUCCAAAAGUUAGUAAAGACACAGCUUGGUUUACUUUCAGGGAACUUUGUGGAGAACCCAAAAGUGCAGCUGAUUAUAUUUCACUAGCAAAUCGCUUUAAGGUAUUUAUUAUUUCUGAUAUCCCCCAACUCUCUAUUGAAGCAAAAGACCUUAUUCGAAGAUUUAUCAAUUUUAUUGAUGCCGCUUACGAUGCUCGUGCCAAGAUUAUAUUAUCUGCUGACGUUUCCGUAGAUCUAAUUUACCCUACACCAGAAGGAUACAAGCACUUGCAAACAACAAAGAACUAUAGCGAGAGUAUUGAAAAUUCAAUGAUAGCCCCUGAAUCCAAUUAUCAUGGUGAUUUUGGAGGAGUGGAAGAGGUUUUCGCUUUUUCGCGUUGUCUCAGCCGACUUGCAGAAAUGCGUAGGAGCGAUUGGUUACAACCAUGA